AAAUCCAAACCAUAAGCUUUGUGUUGAUCACGAAAGUUUCUAUUAAGUGUUUCAAAUAUUAUAAUUUUGUUCGUAAAUUAUUGUAUUGUCAAUUUUUUUGUUUGUAACAGUUAUUAAUAAUAAUUUGUAAUUUAAUUUUCUAAAAUGAGUGAGAAGAAAAAAAUAACUAAUAAAAACAAUACCAAAUCACACCGAGCUGGUUUAACAUUUCCCGUUGCACGUGUACAACGUAUAUUGAAAAAAGGCAAUUAUGCCAGCCGAAUUGGUAGUGGCGGUUCAGUUUAUUUGGCAGCAGUUUUGGAAUAUCUUGCAGCGGAAAUCCUAGAAUUAUCUGGAAAUGCUGCAAGAGAAAAUAAAAAACUACGAAUUGUUCCACGUCAUCUACAAUUGGCCAUAAGAAAUGAUGAGGAAUUGAGUAAAUUAUUGGAACAUGUUACAAUUGCUCAAGGAGGAGUCUUGCCAAAUAUUUUACCAGUACUCUUGCCAAAGAAUAGCUCAGCUCAACCGCCAUCUUCUCAACAUAUUUAGAGAGAAAAGCAAAUAAUUAUUUUGUUUAAAUUCGAAUUCGUCCUUAUAAG
Molecule: messenger RNA, 578 nt
Organism: Eupeodes corollae
Lineage: Eukaryota; Metazoa; Arthropoda; Insecta; Diptera; Syrphidae
Product: histone H2A-beta, sperm-like
Exons: 1
Coding region: 145-528 (127 amino acids)
Cellular component (GO): nucleosome
Molecular function (GO): structural constituent of chromatin; protein heterodimerization activity; DNA binding
Source: RefSeq, a predicted model, not a curated record